UACAAUACGGUAGUGAUUGGACCCAUAUCAACUCGUAAUUUACUCGAUCGAGUUAAUUUUACUCGAAUGAUUCGAGUUACAGGAAUUAAACCUAUUUUGACUCCCGAAUUAAAAAUGCGUAAUUCGGAUCACGAUGAAUACGA
Molecule: messenger RNA, 143 nt
Organism: Racocetra persica
Lineage: Eukaryota; Fungi; Glomeromycota; Glomeromycetes; Diversisporales; Gigasporaceae
Source: the annotation of a GenBank genome assembly